This is a messenger RNA of Bursaphelenchus xylophilus (pine wood nematode), 2550 nucleotides long. NCBI's taxonomy places the organism in Eukaryota, Metazoa, Nematoda, Chromadorea, Rhabditida, Aphelenchoididae. The record is from the annotation of a GenBank genome assembly.
AUGUCAUUCUCUAUAUUGUCACCUUCACCUAUCAUCCUCUGCCCCGUUUCUAUUUCCCCUCCAAUUUCCUCACAAAACCAAAAGCUGACUGUUUUUUUCCUUACCGUAAUCUGGCCUUUGAACUUCCAUUUUUGUUUCACGCCACUAUUAUCCUUCCAAAUCAUGUAUGUCUUACACAUAUUUUCCUCCAAAUUUCUGUAAUUGCAGGGUACUAGAAGUUUUUUUUCUUUCUUAAGACUCAACAAGGACUUGGGAGGGGUCAAUUAUGAUUUUAAUGGUCUUGAUCAUAAGUCAAAAAAUCUCUCACGAGAGCAAAUUUUGAUGGAAUGGGAGAUUUUUUGACUGGGCAAAUUAAAAAUCGGAGGAAAAAUAUUUUGGGGGUUUUUAUGGAAAACAAUGGCUAAAAUGGUAGGGAUGACAUAAAAAAUGACAUCUUGAUAUUAUGAUAAUUGCAAGAAAACGAUGAUUUUGCAUUAUUUCGACUGCAUCUUCCUUCUUCAAAUUUUGAUGACAUAAAAAUUUUAAAUUUCAGGGUAAUUCACCUCCAAUCAACGGGUCAACUCAUGGCAUUAUCUCAACAAAUCUCAUCUCAGUUCUUCGUAUUCCUAUCGCUUCUUUAUACAGUAAAUUGUCAAUUUCUUAGCCCCUCGAAAUGGCCGUCAAAUGCAAAUCGAAAUCCCCGAGAUUUGAUUCGAAAUCUGCCCGGUCUCACAUUCAGACCCAAUUUCGAUAGCUUCUCGGGGUAUCUUCGAGGAGUUCAAGGACAUAACUUGCACUACUGGUUUGUAGAGGGGGUGUACUGUAAUUUUAACCUAAUUUUAGGAUGGUCGAAUCUCAAAAUGAUCCUCUCAGGGAUCCACUAAUCUUUUGGUAAGGCAUUGUUGUCUACGUAUGCUAAAUAUACUGUGAUUAUAUAUAUUUACAAGACCUUCUAUAAACUUUGAAAUUCUAGGUUCAACGGGGGUCCAGGCUGCUCUUCUUUAGCCGGGCUGCUCCAGGAAAUGGGGCCAUACGUAGUGGAUUCGGACGGAUUAAAUCUGAAAAUGAAUCCUAAUUCUUGGAAUAGGGUGAGUCGAGUUUUCACAGCUUCUAUUUGGGGACACAAUACUCUCUAAGAUACUAUAUUUGAGUUUGCCAACAUUGUAUAUCUGGAAUGUCCCAGUGGGGUCGGUUUUUCAUUCUCAGCGGAUCACAAAUUAAGGACGAACGAUGAACUAGUAAGUGUAAAUAUUUUUUUUUAAAUAAUUUGAUUUUUCAAAAAAAAAAACAAAAUUUUCGACUACUUAUUUACGAAUUUAGACUGCCCAGAGUAAUUAUGCAGCCUUCAAACAUUUCUUUUCGAUCCAUCCAAACUUCCGGCAGCAUCAAAUCUUCCUUUUUGGUGAGAGCUAUGGCGCAGUUUAUGUCAGUCUUCUGGGAAAGUUGAUUUUACAAGGAAAAAGCGGCUUCCCAAUAAAUCUUGAGGUAAGUCCUGACUUUUCGACGACUUUUAUUUUGAUCUUUUUCUAAAAUCCCCUUAGGGCAUUGCGAUUGGAAAUGGGGAAAUCAACCAGCAGCUGGCCGAGGAAUCAAUGUAUUCUUUUGCCUACGAAAACGGUCUGAUUCCCAAUGGGCAUUUCAAAUUGAUGGUUCAGGUAAGAAAGAGUCAUCCUGCACAAGAAUAUUAGAUACAUUGGCAGUGAAUCGAAUCAUAUUUAGGUUUGCUGCAAGGGCCGACUCGCAGGGUGCGCUUUUGAUAAGGUCGCCAGAUCUUGUCGAACUUUGAUGAACCAAAUUGAUGACUUGCUGGACAGAAUCAACGUGUAUGACAUUUUCAGCGAAUGCAUCGAUGAGUCGCACAAACGAAAUGUAAGGAGAAUUACUGUAAUUAAUUUACAAUUAGACCUUAUGAGAUGACAAAAAUUUUUAUUUGAUAUUUAUUUCAGUCACACCUAACUGCUCGAGAAAUCCAGCCAGUAAAGUGUGUGGCGGGUGCUGCAAUUACCACUUAUCUGAACCGAGGCGAUGUGCAACAAGCGUUACAUAUUCCAAGUGACUUCGGGAAAAAGUGGCUUUUAUGCAGGUAAAAUACGAAAACUAUUAUACUUACUAUAUGAUUUCUCUUUAUUAUCUGUCAUGCAUACAUAUUUUUGAGCUUAUAUUGCCUUUAGCGACGAACUAAAAUACAGAGAGAUGAAUCCGGACCUCUCUGAUACCAUCAAAAGCAUCUUGUUCAGCAAUGUCCGGAUGCUACUUUAUUAUGGCGACGCUGGUGAGUGUUUGAGUUACUACUGCAAAAAGGUUUAGAUUACCCACUUAGGUGACCAAUUAUUUCCAGACAUUGUGGUCAAUUACCGGGUUGGUGAAAAGUUUUCGGCCGACCUUGGAUUACCAGUAGCCCAGGAGAAGAAAAGGUGGCGAACAAAUGGCCAGAUCUCCGGAUCCAAGACGAUAUACUCUCCAGGACUAACGUUCCUGACGAUAUGGGGAGCUGGCCAUAUGGCACCGCAAUGGCGGCCACAAGAAACGGCGUAUGUUGUGAAACAAUGGCUGAGGAAUGCGACAAUAUAA